This is a messenger RNA of Acaulospora morrowiae, 222 nucleotides long. NCBI's taxonomy places the organism in Eukaryota, Fungi, Glomeromycota, Glomeromycetes, Diversisporales, Acaulosporaceae. The record is from the annotation of a GenBank genome assembly.
AUGUCAAAGGUUGAGAAUGCCCAGAAGACCGCUUCGAAGGUGGAUGCGGAACUUCAGGACCUGCAAUCUACCUUGACCAACAUGGAACAAACUAGACCUUUCAAACAACUUACGGUUGACGAAGUGGUCGCAGCUAAACCGGAGAUUAAUGACAUUGUAGAAAAGUUGGUCCAAAAACACCGCUGGGCUGUUCCGGGUUAUGAAGAAAGAUUUGGAUAUUAA